Messenger RNA from Hibiscus syriacus, 2477 nucleotides. Its product is annotated as PI-PLC X domain-containing protein At5g67130-like. Lineage: Eukaryota; Viridiplantae; Streptophyta; Magnoliopsida; Malvales; Malvaceae. Gene Ontology annotation, biological process: lipid metabolic process; protein phosphorylation. The transcript has 9 exons. Gene Ontology annotation, molecular function: protein kinase activity; phosphoric diester hydrolase activity; ATP binding. The record is from RefSeq and is a predicted model, not a curated record. Bases 67 to 2304 code for a protein of 745 amino acids.
GGAGCCAAGCAAAAAACGACCCUUCCAUUCCUUCCACAAACCCCAAUUCGAAUUGUGUAGUUGGAAAUGGAGUGGGUUCGAGGGGAUACGAUUGGCUCUGGAAGUUUCGGCACUGUCAAUUUGAUGGUUCUUAAGAAAAGCUUUUCAAAAUCUCCAUUGAUGGUGGUAAAAUCUUCUCAAACUGCCGGCUUUGUUUCUCUUCGGCACGAGAAGCAAGUGCUGGACCAGCUUGGUUUUUGCCCACAAAUAAUCAGUUGUUUUGGCGAUGAGUUCACCGUCGAGAAUGGUGAGAAGAAGUAUAAUUUGUUCUUGGAGUACGCUAAAAAAGGAAGCUUGGCUGACCGGGUUAAGAAAAGCGGCGGAAGCCUGACGGAAUCCGAUGUUAGAAGAUAUGUAAGAUCGAUACUUAAAGGGCUAAGCUUUGUUCAUGGCAAAGGGUUUGUUCACUGUGAUGUUAAACUUGAAAACAUUCUCUUGUUUGAUGACGGCGACGUCAAGAUAGCAGAUUUUGGAUUGGCGAAGAGAAACGGAGAAAAACAGAGGACGGUGGAAAUCAGGGGAACCCCUCUGAAUAUUGCGCCGGAGUCGGUUAAUUUAAACGUGUAUGAUUCGCCGGUGGAUAUAUGGGCACUUGGGUGUGCCGUGGUUGAGAUGAUCACUGGGAAACCAGCCUGGAAGUUUGAACCGGGAACAAGCGUGGCGGCUUUGUUGUUUAGAAUUGGGGUUGACGAUGAAUUGCCUGGAAUUCCUGCCGAGUUAUCCGAGGGUGGAAAAGAUUUUCUCGGAAAGUGCUUUGUUAGAGACCCGAAGAAACGGUGGACUGCUGAAAUGCUCCUGGAUCAUCCUUUUUUGGCUGGUGAAAAUGAUACUAUUGAAAUUAAUCCAUGUCAUGAAGAAGAAGAAGAAGCAUCGACAUCUGGGCGAUGCUGGUUUGAAGAAUUUUCAGAGUCACCGAGAUGUCCUUUCCAUUUUCCAGACUGGGUUUCAACUCAGUCGACAGCUUCUUCUCAAGAGAAUUCAAGCUUUGGUUCUUCGUUUUCAAGUUACGUUUCGUCACCCAUGGAAAGGAUUCGUGAAUUGGCUUGUGACGGCCCACUCCACUGGUCGAUUUCCGGGAACUGGAUCACCCUGAGUCUCCGGAUCGGAGAAACAUGUUCUUCUUCUUCUUCUUCUUCAUGUGACUCAGGGUUAACAUGUCAAACUUGCGCCGCCAAUGGGAAUACCCGACCCAGAUGCACCCGGAUUCAACCACUCCCCCCUACAUCUAAGGUAAAUGGGUUGCCAUUUAACAAAUAUUCUUGGCUCACAACCCACAACUCUUUUGCACUCAAAGGGGCAAAGUCUGAGACUGGGUCUGCUCUUCUUUCACCUACGAACCAGGAGGACUCUAUCACCAAUCAACUUAAGAAUGGGGUUCGUGGACUUAUGCUGGAUAUGUACGACUUCAAUGGUGAUGUAUGGUUAUGUCAUUCCUUUGGCGGCCAAUGCUUCAAUGCCACAGCAUUUCAACCUGCCAUUAAUGUGCUCAAAGAGAUACACGCGUUUCUAGAGGCAAAUCCAUCUGAGAUUAUUACCAUAUUUAUCGAGGAUUAUGUCGUAUCCACACAAGGCUUAACAAAAGUUUUCAAUGCAUCCGGUUUAAGUCAGUACUGGUUUCCUGUUUCAAAGAUGCCCAAGAAUGGUGAAGAUUGGCCAACCGUGGACGACAUGGUUAAGCAGAACGAGCGACUCGUCGUUUUCACCUCCAAAUCAGCUAAGGAGGCUUCUGAGGGGAUUGCUUAUGAGUGGAGAUACGUUGUAGAAAACCAAUAUGGAGAUGAUGGGAUGAAAGAUGGUUCCUGUCCAAACCGUGCUGAAUCAUCUCCUAUGAACACCAAAUCGAGAUCACUGGUUCUUCAAAACUAUUUCCCUACUAAUCCAAACGAGACGGCAGCGUGCGCGGAAAAUUCAGCUCCACUUGUUAGGAUGCUCAACACUUGCCAUAAAGCAGCUGGAGAUCGCUGGCCAAACUUCAUUACUGUUGAUUUUUACCAGAGGAGUGAUGGUGGAGGAACCGCAGAGGCUUUGGAUGUCGCCAAUGGACAUCUCACUUGCGGAUGUGACAAUAUAGCCUAUUGCAAGGACAACGGCACAUGCGAAGUCCCGCCAAUGUCGCCUCCUCCACCUGCUGCUGCUACUCCAACGACUAUAGAAAAUCCUUCACAGUCCAGCUCAAACUUUGCUAAUACGGAUGCCAGACCUGUCCAAGUGCGGUGGUUGUUGGCCACAAUUUUGACCAAAACCAUCUUAUUACAGAUAUGGUAAAUCAGUAGUUUGCCUGUUUAUGAUUAAUUUUUUUAGAUUUGAAGAUUCAAGUCACAUGGCUAUCAGCUAGAGAUUGGAAUAAAAGGUGAGUUGAUGUAGGUACCUUGAUUUGUAUUAACGAUAAAGACCAUCCAACUACGGCAAUAAAGAUUUGGCUGGUUGUCCCAAACUCA